Molecule: messenger RNA, 1955 nt
Organism: Diorhabda carinulata
Lineage: Eukaryota; Metazoa; Arthropoda; Insecta; Coleoptera; Chrysomelidae
Product: putative fatty acyl-CoA reductase CG8306
Exons: 8
Coding region: 285-1826 (513 amino acids)
Biological process (GO): long-chain fatty-acyl-CoA metabolic process
Cellular component (GO): peroxisome
Molecular function (GO): alcohol-forming very long-chain fatty acyl-CoA reductase (NADP+) activity
Source: RefSeq, a predicted model, not a curated record
AUUAAACGAUAUCUAAUUAAUAUUGCUCGUAAAUCUUAUUAUCGAAUAUAAAUGCAUUGAAAAUUACGCCUGUAAUUUUCCACCAUCUGUAUUAACCUCUAACCAGUUUGAAAUAUAAGGAGUAGGGGAACUUGAAAAAUUAAACUUGCUUUUGUUUUUGUAUUUUUUACGUGCUUAGAAUUGUUAAUAGUCGUUAAGUUAGACUGUACUUAAUAAUACAUAGUUUAAUUAGUUAUCAAGAGAGUAGUUCACCUGGAGUUUUUGUACGUGUGAAUUUGAGAAAUAUGGCUUCUUCGGAAAUAGGUGUUACAGGUUUUUAUAAAAACAAAAAUAUUUUUAUUACCGGCGCUACUGGAUUUGUUGGUGUGAGUCUCUUAGAAAAAAUUUUACGUAGUAUUCCCGAACACGGAGACAUCUAUUUAUUAGUAAGACCAAAAAAAGGGAAAGAAAUUUCUGAAAGAUUGGAAGAAAUAAAAAAGAAUUCUGUUUUUGAAACUCUGUUUGAAGAAAAAAGCGUUGAACAGGUAUUUUCCAAAGUACGUGCUGUUGAAGGUGAUGUCGGACAAGAAAAUUUGGGAUUAUCAGCAUCAGACCGGCAACUCCUUACGGAAAAUAUCGAUGUUAUAUUUCAUUCUGCCGCUACUUUAGACUUUGGUGAUACGCUAAAAACUACAGUUAAUAUAAAUUUAUUGGGUACUAGACGUAUUACCGAAUUAGCGAAAGAAUGUAGGCAUUUGGCCGUAUUGGUACAAGUCAGCAGUGCAUAUGUAAAUUCAUAUAGACUGGAUGCAGAUGAGGUUAUCUAUCCCCUUCCAAGAGAUGCCGAUGAACUAAUAGCUACAAUUGAGAAACUCAGCCCCCAAGAGUUGGAAGAAGAAACGCCCAAAUUAUUGGGAAAUCAUCCAAAUACGUAUACAAUAACAAAACAUAUGGCCGAGCAUGAAAUACAGAAAUGCGAAAAUUUAUUUCCUUGUGUUAUCGUUCGACCAAGCAUGAUAAUUGGUAGUUGGAAAGAACCUUCUCCGGGAUGGACUAUUAGUAAGAAUGGUCCUCAAGGAUUUCUAAUGGGUGCAGCAAAAGGAGUGAUAAGAAGAUUACCAGUUGCAGUUGAUUUGAUCUACGAUUACAUACCAAUCGAUAUAGUUGUUAAUACUCUUCUUGUUGCUGGUUUCCAUGCGGGUCAGGUGAAGUCGACCAAAGUAGAAAUAUACCAUGCAACAUCUAGUACGAGACAACCAUUCCGUUGGGCAGCGGUGGAGAAUGGAAUUUCCGAUUAUCUCCAUAAAUAUCCUUUGAAAAGUGCCGUUUGGUAUCCACGUUUAAAGUUUUUGCCAUCAAUUACAUGGUAUAGAAUUUCAGCACUUUUUGUCCACCUAUUUCCGGCCAUUAUUCUGGAUACUGUCACUAGAUUAACCGGAGGUCGACCAAUUUUGAUGAAGCUACAUAGAAAUGUCAACAACUCUUUGGGAAUGUUGGAAAAGUUUAUAUUCACAGAAUGGAGAUUUACUGCUGAAAAAACUAGUGAGUUACAAAAAUGGCUAACGGAAGAAGAUAAAAGGCAUUUCAAUUUGGAUUUGAGUGAUCUAAAAUGGGAUGAGUACUUUGUUGAUUUGACAUUGGGGGCAAGGAUUUAUUUGAAUAAGGAUCCUAAGAAAACUUUGGAUGAUGCCAGGACUAAGGAUAAAUUGUUAUUUGUACUACACAUCUUUUGGCAAGUUUUGGUGAUUUCUUUCAUUUGGUACAUAUUUGCUUGUAUAAUUGGAAAAUCCAUGUACUCCUCAGUAAUUAUUGUUCCCGUUAUUUAUUUUUUGUUUCAGCUAUUGUAGAUUUUAAAUCUGCUUUUAUUAACACAGUAUUUUAUCAAAAACUAUUUCGUUGUAAGAGAUCUGAGUAUUUUGUUAACAUUUUUAAAUUAAUGUAUUCAUCAUAUUUUAUAAAUUUAUGUAUUUAAUUAC